AUGGGUGUACAAGCAGAAUCUACUCAGAAUGAGCCUUCUCAAAAAAUCACCACCAAAAUGCUCCUUCUGACCAUCUGUGUCUCGGGCGCCGCCUGGAUUGCCGAGUUCGACAACGGUUACGCCGGCAUCGUUCUAGUCAUGCCCGCAUAUAAAAAAGCAUUCGGCCACUGCCAGCAAGUUCCCGACCCAGUGACCGGAGCCAGUAUCGAGCAAUGCAGUCUCACCACGCUACAACAAUCUCUCAUUAGUGUGAGUAUAUUAUUUAUGGCAGUUGGAUGUGCCUUUGCAGGAAUCUUCGGCUCGAUGCUCGGCCGCAGAGCGACUAUCCAAAUUGCUUGCCUUUUCUGUAUCAUUGGUGCCGCCGGGAUGCUGGGUACAUCGGGCAGUUUUCUGAACUACAUGGUCUGCAAAUGCAUCAACGGCAUCGGAAUCGGUCAGCUUCUGGCUUCCAGUAUUGUUUAUGGCUCCGAGUGCGUUGUCGCAAGCAAGCGGGGCCUUUUGCUCGGCAUUUAUAAUAUUGGACUCGCGAUGGGCAAUGUGACUGCGGCGGCUGUAUGCGCUGGAUCAGCAACUCUAUCGCCGACAAACGACUGGCAGUGGAAAAUGCCUAUAAUCUGCCAGAUCCCUCUGGGUAUCAUCCUUGGUCUCGGCGUGAUGCUGUUUCCUGAAUCACCGCGGUGGUUAUUGUUGAAAGGAAAAGAUGAGCAGGCGCGGAGGUCUUUCGCUACAUAUCAGCACUUGGAUCCGGACUCAGCCGCCAUCGCAACUCAACUCAACGAAGUCCAAAAGCACCUCGAUCUUGAAAGGACACUCGACGCUACUACAUCCUGGUUGGAGAUCUACCGUGGUGUCAAUCUCCGACGGACCGCCGUUUCCGCUCUCAUUCUCGUUGGACUCGCCAUCAGCGGCGUACAAUUCGUGGGGCCAUUUGCAGCACUGUUCCUCAGUGGACUGGGGAUUGAUAAUCCAUACCUGAUCAAUGUGAUUGUUGGGCUGUGCAUUUUCGCCGGUGCCUUCAUCGGCCCUGUGGUCCUAGAUUACGGCGGACGACGAUUCGCCAUGUUAUACGGGUACGCAGCUAUGGCAGCCUGCAUGCUCAUAUUGUCCGCCGUUAGCACGGCUCUCGGCCAAUUUGCUCCCACAUCCCAAAAUGUUGUGGUUGUCUUCCUUUGCAUCUGGGCAUUCGUUUUUGGCGGAUUCAUUGGUCCCAGUGUAUGGCUUGCUUCGGCUGAGAUGCACAGUGUCCGGAUGCGCACGUACGGGCAAGCGAAUACGACAUUCCUAUAUGAGAUUUUCAGUUUCGGAGCCACAUUUUGGACACCUUAUAUGUUGAAUGUCAACUAUGGUAACAUGGGAUCUGAUGUUGGAUACUUCUACUUUGGGGUUACGUUAGCGGUUUUGAUUUUAGUGUUUCUGUUCGUGCCGGAAACUUCCAGAUUAACGCUUGAGCAGAUUGAUGACUGCUUUCUAUCUGGGAAAAAGGCCUGGAAGACUUCAACCAAAAGAAAUAUUGCUAUUUCUCGUGGCGACUUGAUCGAAACUGUACAGUCUGAACAUGAGGCGCUUAUGGUUCAUCGGGCUCAAACUGCAUCUACAAGCCAGCAGGUGAAUCAGUCAGUCCAGACUGCCAGCUUGUCUGAUUAUUAG
This is a messenger RNA of Penicillium verhagenii, 1647 nucleotides long. RefSeq lists its product as uncharacterized. Gene Ontology annotation, cellular component: membrane. The coding region runs from base 1 to 1647 and encodes 548 amino acids. Gene Ontology annotation, biological process: transmembrane transport; carbohydrate transport. NCBI's taxonomy places the organism in Eukaryota, Fungi, Ascomycota, Eurotiomycetes, Eurotiales, Aspergillaceae. The record is from RefSeq and is a predicted model, not a curated record. The transcript has a single exon. Gene Ontology annotation, molecular function: carbohydrate:proton symporter activity.